AUGGGUUGGUUCAUUCUGAUCAUGUUCAACCUCCUGGUGAUGACAAAGUCAGAGAUCCAAACUUGCAAACUGAUCGGGCACACAGGCUACUUGGAGUUCUCAAAGGAAGGAGAUCUUCUCAUAGGAGGGAUUUUCUCCAUGACAAGCACGCGAACUCUCAUUGAUAAUGACUACAAGGCAGUCCCGCAUUAUUUCUGUAAAGCUUUGAAUGACAGAGAGCUGAAGUUUGCCCGCACAGUGAUGUUCACAGUGGGGGAGAUCAACAGGAACGCUGAUAUCCUUCCAGGGAUACGUCUGGGAUAUCGUCUGUACAAUGGCUGUGGGAGCGAAAACCUGAUACGAGCAUCGGUAGAAGCUGUAAGCCAGGAGGAGUCCGAAUGCAGCGGCCGGAUUCAGGCCCUGCUUGGCCACUCUUCAUCAGGGAUUAGUGAGGACAUUAACCUUAUUCUGAGCCCGAUGUCCAUUCCACAGGUCAGCCAUCUUUCAACGUGCGCAUGUUUGUCAAAUAAGAAACGGUUCCCCACGUUCUUCAGAACGGUGCCAAGUGACCGCUUUCAGGUGCUGGGCCUUGUGCAGCUGAUGAAGUAUUUUGACUGGCGUUGGGUAGGGAUCAUUUAUUCUGUGGGCUUGUACUCAGAUCAGGGCACAGCGGAAUUCACCAAAGAAGCAUUGAGAGAGGACAUAUGCGUUGAAUAUCGACUGCCUUACUCAAAGUCCUCCACAAAGAAGUGGAACACCAUCAUGAAGGCAAUGAAGGAAUCCUCAUCCAGUGUUGUCAUUCUGUUUAUGUCCUUAUCUUACACCAAGUCCUUCUUGUCCAAAAUGGAAGGUUACAACAUAACUGGUAAACAGUUGAUUGGAAGCGAGGCUUGGAUCACACAACAGGAACUUGCUUCCGUGGAAAGAAAUAAUAUUUUACAAGGGGCGAUGGGCUUUGCGCUCCCUGAAGGAUCUAUUCCCGGGCUGGGACAGUUUUUACUCAAUUUGAAGCCAUCUGAUGAACCUCAGAGCAUUUUAAUUAGGGCUUUUUGGGAGAAGUUCUUUGACUGCAGCUUCUCUCCCUCAAACACUUCAAUACUGUGCACUGGUGCUGAGGACCUGAACAUGGUCUCCAGUGACUACACAGAUGUGAAACACUUAAGAGAAGAGAAUAAUGUGUACAAAGCUGUGUACUUGGUUGCAUAUGCACUUGGCGAAUUGAUGAAAUGUUAUAAUGGUGCUAAUCCUACCACAGGAAAGCCCUGUGUAAAGAAGAAUGAGGUUCAGCCCAGAAUGGUUUUGGAGCACAUCGGAUAUGUGAAUUUUACAACCCAGAAUGGAGCCAAGGUGUUCUUCGAUGAAAAUGGCGACUUGGUGGCCCAGUACGACUUAGUCAACUGGCACAUGAGAGACGACGGCUCCGUCCAGAUCAUUACAAUAGGCCAGUAUGACACGUCUUUUCCAGAAGGGAGAAAGCUCAAGCUGAAUAAUGAUGCUAACAUCGCAUGGAUUGGAAACAGCAGCAAGGUGCCAAGGUCUGUGUGUAGGGAACCGUGUCCUCUUGGGACACGCAAGGCCAUGAAUAAAAACAAGCCUGUGUGCUGUUUUGACUGCUUUGAGUGCCCGGAGGGAACAAUAAGCAAUCAGACAGAUUCUCCCAAAUGUGUGGCAUGUCCUCCUGAAUUCUGGCCUAAUGAAAAGAAAGACAUUUGCCUUCCAAAACCAAAAGAGUACCUUUCUCACCAAGAGCUCAUGGGUGCGCUUUUGACCGCAUUCAGCUGUGUGGGUGUGUUCUUAUCUUUUCUGACAUCGCUCAUAUUUCUAACCCAUAAAGAGACACCCAUUGUCAAAGCCAACAACUCAGAGCUGAGCUUCCUACUGCUCAUCUCCCUAAAACUGUGUUUCCUCUGCUCUCUGACCUUCAUUGGUCGGCCCACCGAAUGGUCCUGCAUGCUGCGCCACACAGCCUUCGGCAUAACCUUUGUGCUGUGCAUCUCCUGUGUCCUGGGGAAAACUAUAGUGGUGCUGAUGGCUUUCCGGGCCACACUUCCUGGCAAAAAUAUCAUGAGACUGUUUGGACCUGUCCAGCAAAGGCUCAGUGUUCUCAUUCUCACCCUGGUCCAAGUUAUGUUCUGUAUCAUUUGGCUGUGUACAAACCCACCUUUUCCAGCCACGAAUCUGCAAUACUAUAAAGAGAAGAUCAUCUUAGAAUGUGCAAUAGGGUCUGCGAUUGGAUUCUGGGGUGUGCUUGGUUACAUUGGAUUUCUUGCCCUCUUGUGUUUUAUUCUUGCUUUUCUGUCCAGGAAUCUGCCAGACAGUUUUAAUGAAGCCAAACUGAUCACAUUUAGCAUGUUGAUUUUCUGUGCAGUCUGGAUCACCUUCAUCCCGGCAUAUGUCAGCUCCCCUGGCAAGUUUACCGUUGCUGUGGAAAUUUUUGCAAUCCUGGCCUCCAGUUUCGGUUUGUUGCUUUGUAUAUUUGUUCCAAAGUGCUAUAUCAUUGUUUUCAGGCCAGAGCGCAACUCCAAGAAAUAUCUUAUGGGAAAAAUACCGCCAAGGACCCUUUAG
Messenger RNA from Nerophis ophidion (straightnose pipefish), 2544 nucleotides. Its product is annotated as extracellular calcium-sensing receptor-like. Gene Ontology annotation, biological process: G protein-coupled receptor signaling pathway. The record is from RefSeq and is a predicted model, not a curated record. NCBI's taxonomy places the organism in Eukaryota, Metazoa, Chordata, Actinopteri, Syngnathiformes, Syngnathidae. Gene Ontology annotation, molecular function: G protein-coupled receptor activity. The transcript is spliced from 6 exons. Bases 1 to 2544 code for a protein of 847 amino acids. Gene Ontology annotation, cellular component: membrane.